Cryphonectria parasitica EP155 is the source of this 774-nucleotide messenger RNA. RefSeq lists its product as uncharacterized. Bases 1 to 774 code for a protein of 257 amino acids. Gene Ontology annotation, biological process: mycotoxin biosynthetic process. Lineage: Eukaryota; Fungi; Ascomycota; Sordariomycetes; Diaporthales; Cryphonectriaceae. The transcript is spliced from 4 exons. The record is from RefSeq and is a predicted model, not a curated record.
AUGGGCAACGACUACACUCGAGUACCACUGUUCGCCACAGAGGACGACAGCGCAGCGCUGGACGCACAGGACGGCGGCGACAGGAGAAGAAGAAGGUGCGGGUCACUGUACGAGGGUGUAAAGAAUGUGCUCUACCUGGUCCUCCUGCUCCUCCUGGCCAUCGUCCUGGGGUUUUGUGUCGGGCGGAAGCACCCGCAGAUGAACAUGGGCGGCGGAGUAGGGCUAGGGUCGUCAGGGGGGCGACUGGACAAUGGGCUGCUGCCGGCACAGGCUUUUGUCGCGGAGAUUCCGAUGAAGGAGGUCAAGUUUGACUUUCCAACGGCGUAUGAGGAUACGAGCAUCGAUGGUGAUAAGCUGUGGGACGAUCUCAUGCCAGUUGGCUCGGGCUUCGUGCGUGUCCCGCACCCAAGACAGUACGACAUGCCGGCGAGCAAGGCCAUUGAGGGCGAUCCGGAAGACGCAGAGAUAUACUCUGUCUCUGCCCUUCACCAACUUCACUGUCUGGGCGUCAUCCGCGAUGUGAUCAAAAAGUACGAGUCUCAUUCCAAAUCCCGCUUCGCCGGCGCAGGCCACGAGUACCACUGCAUCGACUACCUCCGGCAGUCCAUCAUGUGCGCUGGCGACACGACCCUGGACUACGCCGAGGCUCACGCCGGCGACGGGCGUAGGACGGGCUUCUCAGGGGCCAACUCGACGCACCAGUGCCGGGACUGGGACGCACUGGUGGGCUGGGCGGUGGAGAACCGCGCGGGGGAUAAGAAAGGUAUUGCAUGA